Messenger RNA from Nanorana parkeri, 1447 nucleotides. RefSeq names its product paralemmin 2 (gene PALM2). Lineage: Eukaryota; Metazoa; Chordata; Amphibia; Anura; Dicroglossidae. The transcript is spliced from 7 exons. The record is from RefSeq and is a predicted model, not a curated record. Gene Ontology annotation, biological process: regulation of cell shape. Gene Ontology annotation, cellular component: membrane. Bases 215 to 1447 code for a protein of 410 amino acids.
UGGGCUGCCUGUGGAGCGCAUACAUGGUCUGUGACAGCAGCAGAAGCCGCACAGAUGGGAAGCAGACAGGCACUGGUCCAGUGUGUGGAAUGGUCUAUGUCUGAGACACACUGAGCUGCCUCACAACUUAAGCACAUUUAACACUACAGCCUACCUGGACUCAUUUAAAGCCCUCUCCUAACAUUUCAUAAGCUUUUCUCCACGCUGAAUUAGGAUGGCGGAGGCAGAGUUGCACAGGGAACGCCUGCAAGCCAUAGCAGAAAAAAGAAAACGACAGGCUGCAAUUGAGGACAAAAGACAACAGCUAGAAGACCAAAUUCUCCAACUGCAGCACCUAAAGUCAAAAUCACUCAGAGAAAAAUGGCUGAUGCAAGGAGUACCAGUUGGCUCAUUGGAAGAGGAAGAGGCAAGAAAGAGGCAAUGUGAGGAGGAUGAGCAGAAAUUAAAGCUAUUUGAAGAAAAUGUCCAAAGAUUGGAGCAGGACAUUGAGCGACUUGAAAGUGAAGAAUCACUAAUAUCUGCCAAAGAACAAAUCCUAAGAGAGAAGUUAAAAGAGACUGAAGUAUCAUUUGUAGAUUUACAGAAGAGUCUAUCAAAUCAAGAUAAAGCAGAUGCAGUGAACUAUAUCUACUCCCAGAUCCCUGACCUCAAGAACCUUUACUCACAUCAAGAAUCUUCACUGAUUUGUGACGGAACUACAAAGGUACCUGCAUUGUACGCCAUGGAAAUUAAUGUGGAGAAAGACAGAAAGACAGGAGAGACCAAGAUUCUCUCUACAGCUGCCAUUGACUCAGAGGGGUUCCACCAGAGAGGAGUUAAAGUCUUUGAUGAUGGUAACAAAGUAGUUUAUGAGCUUCACCAUGCAGGUGCUGUGGUAGAAAAUGGUGUCCAUAAAUUAAGUACAAGGGAUGUAGAUGAUCUUAUACAGAAAUCUACACAAUUAGCAGGGCAAGACAUUUUACCCAAGAGAACUCUUACCAAUGAAGGAAUCUCUAGCCACAUGAAGGAGCAAUUGCAUUUUAAGGAAGCUAAACUAGAAAUGGUGCAUAAACCAAGCAAAGGGUUUCCUUUAAAACUUGGACAACAACAUGUGAGAAGUGGUGGAAGUGAUGUGAACGAGGCCUCGCUGGAGCAACCAGUGACAAUGAUCUUCAUGGGCUAUCAAAAUAUAGAUGAUGAGGAAGAGACUAAAAAAGUGUUGGGUUUUGAUGACACUAUGAAAGCUGAGCUUGUUCUCAUUGAUGAAGAUGAUGAGAAGUCUUUGCGGGAGAAGACAGUAACUGAUGUGUCAACUAUGGAUGGAAAUGCUGCAGAACUGGUCUCUGGGAAGCUUCUCACUGAGACCACAGAACCCUCUUCACCUGAGGGCAAAGAGGAGAGUCUAGCCACAGAACCCAUUACAGGUACAGAAAAGAAAGCUCGCUGUAAAUGCUGUAUUGUAAUGUGA